Molecule: messenger RNA, 3386 nt
Organism: Anoplophora glabripennis (Asian longhorned beetle)
Lineage: Eukaryota; Metazoa; Arthropoda; Insecta; Coleoptera; Cerambycidae
Product: transducin-like enhancer protein 4
Exons: 13
Coding region: 228-2495 (755 amino acids)
Biological process (GO): regulation of DNA-templated transcription; negative regulation of canonical Wnt signaling pathway
Cellular component (GO): transcription regulator complex; nucleus
Molecular function (GO): protein binding; transcription corepressor activity
Source: RefSeq, a predicted model, not a curated record
GAGUCAGUACGUACGUUCCGCGCUUCGUAUCUCGACGUUGUACACGACCGCCUUGCUUUGGGACCCGUGUGGAUUUUUUGGUACGCAGUACCCCAGUAGUGUUACAGUGUGGUUUUUCAGUGGGUGUUUUUGUUGGUGGUUCCCUGGAUUUACGGAGUGUACCCGCACGAAAUUUGGAUUACGCGUAGGAGACCCAGUGUACCCGUGCCAUGAUCUGCUGACGUAAGAUGUACCCCGGUGCAGGAAUGAAUGCAGCGGCCGCAGCAGCAGUGGCGGCUGCACGCCAUCCGGGUCCGCCACAGCCCGGCCAACCGUUUAAAUUUACGGUGGGCGAGUCCUGCGACAGGAUAAAGGAAGAGUUCAAUUUCCUGCAGGCGCAGUACCACAAUUUGAAGCUAGAAUGCGAGAAACUGGCGAGUGAGAAAAUAGAGAUCCAAAGGCAUUACGUGAUGUAUUACGAAAUGUCCUAUGGCUUAAAUGUGGAAAUGCAUAAACAGACUGAAAUUGCGAAGAGACUGAACGCCAUCAUCGCGCAGAUCCUGCCCUUCUUGUCGCAGGAGCACCAGCAGCAGGUCGCCACUGCCGUGGAGAGGGCGAAACAGGUUACCAUGACAGAGCUGAAUACGAUAAUUGGGCAACAAAGGCCGGACCUCCCGAGGCUACUGCAACAGAUGCACGCCCAACAGCUGCCGACACACGCGGCGCCCCCGAUACCCAUGAUCCCCCAUCCGCUGGGCGGCGCUCCGCCCAGCUCGGCGGCAAGUCUCCUGGGCCUCUCGGGCCCCCUGCCCGCCCAACACCCCCUAUCCAUGCUGGCAUCGAAGCCGGACCUGCACAGACCCGAUGACGUCAAGUCGAACAGCGGUAUCAACUCCGCUGAAGAGAGACACAGAAACUCGAUAUCUCCCGCGGAACGAGAAAAGUACAGGCCUAGGACACCGCAGGAACCCGAACUGAAGAAGCCCAAAAAGGAAGAAAAGGACCUUGGUCACCAUAGCGACGGCGAAAAGAGUGACCAAGACUUAGUCGUCGACGAUGCCUCCGAGGACCCCGUCUCUCCUCCAAACGGCACCACAUCCCCGAGAGAAAACGGAAUUGACAAGCUGCCUAAGAAGGAGCACCCUGGUCCCCACAGUCCUCGAUCGGGCACGUCAAGCAACGCAUCGACGCCGUCCACGAAAAAAUUGGACGGAGAAAAACCGACGACGCCGAUUUCCAAAUCGGUGACGCCCACAUCGGCCGCUGGAUCGUCUUCUGGAAGCGGCGGGUUGAAACCCGUGGUGAAACCGCCGGCGUUGGGGCAGUACCCGUCUUAUCUGGCUAUGUCGAAUGGUGCUGCACCACACGAUCUGCAAGCGGCUGCGGCGGCUGGUAACUACGGAGGCCUACACAACAACCUACCACCAACUCUUAACAGUUAUCCACGACCUCCCUUGCAAGUUGGAUAUGAUCCGCAUAAUCAGAUGAGGGCGCCAGUGGUUCCUGGAUUGGGUGGAAUACCAGGAGGCAAACCGGCUUAUUCUUUCCACGUAAGCGCGGAUGGACAAAUGCAACCGGUGCCCUUUCCGCCGGAUGCCCUUGUAGGGCCUGGAAUUCCACGUCAUGCAAGGCAAAUCAACACAUUGAGUCACGGUGAAGUGGUGUGCGCUGUUACCAUUUCCAACCCUACGAAAUACGUCUACACUGGAGGAAAAGGUUGCGUGAAGGUCUGGGACAUCAGCCAACCCGGUUCGAAGAGUCCCGUGUCACAACUGGAUUGCUUGCAACGGGACAACUACAUCAGAUCCGUGAAACUUUUACCGGAUGGAAGAACGCUGAUUGUAGGCGGAGAAGCGAGCAACCUCUCCAUUUGGGACCUGGCAAGUCCCACACCUCGAAUCAAAGCUGAACUUACCUCCAGCGCACCGGCGUGUUACGCUCUAGCUAUAAGUCCCGACUCCAAGGUCUGCUUCAGCUGCUGUUCCGACGGGAACAUAGCGGUGUGGGACCUCCACAACCAGACCUUGGUCCGGCAGUUCCAGGGCCACACAGACGGUGCCUCUUGUAUAGACAUUUCCUCCGAAGGCACCAAACUGUGGACCGGAGGUCUGGACAACACCGUCCGAAGUUGGGAUCUGAGAGAGGGAAGGCAAUUGCAACAGCACGACUUCAGUUCGCAGAUCUUCUCCCUGGGCUACUGUCCGAUGGGCGAGUGGUUGGCAGUAGGCAUGGAGAACUCGAACGUGGAAGUUUUACACGCCAACAAGCCCGACAAGUACCAGUUACACCUGCACGAGAGUUGCGUGUUGAGCCUGAGGUUCGCCGCGUGUGGAAAGUGGUUCGUUUCCACCGGAAAGGAUAAUUUGUUGAACGCCUGGAGGACGCCAUAUGGUGCUAGCAUAUUCCAGUCGAAAGAAUCUUCAAGCGUACUCAGCUGUGACAUUUCGGCAGAUGACAAGUAUAUAGUGACCGGUUCCGGAGACAAAAAGGCGACCGUCUACGAGGUCAUCUACUAAGGAAGCACGAAGACGGUGGAAACGGACUCCAUAAAGCAGUUCGUGUAGUUAAAAAAAAUUUAAAGAAAUUGUGAUAAUUAUGUGUAAUAAACGUUCACUGCGUAUCAGAAUAAAAAAAAAUAAGAGAAGAAACUGUCACCUAUUGAGAAAUUAGUGAUCUGACGUGAGAAAUAGGUUUUUAGAAACAGUGAUCUCCCAUGACAUUUAUUAUCUUUUUUUUUAUAAUUUAAACCUGUAAAUAUCUACGUAUAACAGUUGAAUUGUUGAACUCAAAUGUUGGUAAAAAAAACAAACUAAAAAUUAACGACGUUCAUGAAUACUUAAUUUUUUUAAUUAUUUUAUAAAUUCUCAUCUAACUACUUUAGAACCUGUAAAUAUAUCACUUUAUGCAUUAAGCGCAUUGUUUUCCUUGUUUCUUUUUGUUAUUUAAUAUGUAGCAAGCUCGAAAUGCAAAAAACAAGAGGUGUAAAACAGGAACACAAAUGUAUAUUGUCUAUAUAUUUGUAAUUAUUAUGCUAGUAUCGAUAAUGAAAUUAUUUAAAUGAAGUAUCUAAGUGUUGCCUACACAAACUUGCUCCGAUUUUGCAUGUGCAAAACUUAUAAGUACCUUUGUGUAAAUCAAUGUUUUUUGGUUCAUUGAAUAUUUAGAUAGCGUUUAAUACUUCUAAAAUUUAUGUUAUAGAUUUGUAGAUAUCUGGAAGAAUUAUAUUAUUGUUUUUAUUUUUUAAUAUUUAAUUGCAGACGAUUGUUCUUUUGGGGGCGCUGAGCGAGAGAAACGCCGACCGGCCCUAGUUUCCGAAAUUAGUCUCAGCGAUGAGAGAAUGUUAUUUUUUAAGAAUAAAAUUGUAAAAUAUACAAUGGAAUGCAACUACUGAUUUUUUAUUUUUUUUU